UACCUGGCGAAGUACAUAGGCGUCGCGAGCGAUCAUCAUAUUCUUGCCAUUGCUUGUUGCUCAAAUUUUGAUACCCAAUUCGUCGCUUGUCACCAUGUCGCACCUUCCUUCAGAGCCCGAGUUCGAGCAGGCAUACAAGGAGCUGGCCCUCACACUCGAGAACAGUUCGCUCUUCACGAAAAAGCCCGAAUACCGCACUGCGCUCAAAGUCGCUUCGAUCCCAGAGCGGGUGAUUCAGUUCCGCGUUGUCUGGGAGGAUGACGCCGGUAAUCUCCAGGUCAAUCGCGGUUACCGCGUGCAAUUCAACUCAGCUCUUGGCCCGUACAAGGGUGGCUUGAGAUUUCACCCCUCGGUGAACCUGUCCAUCCUAAAAUUUCUCGGUUUCGAGCAGAUCUUUAAGAAUGCCCUCACUGGCCUCAUGAUGGGCGGUGGAAAGGGUGGAGCCGACUUCGACCCCAAGGGAAAGAGUGACGCCGAAAUCCGUCGCUUCUGCGACGCCUUCAUGCGAGAGCUCUGCAAGCAUAUCGGUGCCGAUACCGACGUUCCCGCUGGCGACAUUGGCGUUUCCGGCAGAGAAAUCGGCUUCCUCUUCGGAACAUACCGCAAGCAGCGCAACAAGUUCGAGGGUGUCUUAACCGGCAAAGGUUUGGACUGGGGCGGCAGUCUGAUCCGCCCGGAGGCCACUGGCUAUGGCCUCGUCUAUUACGUCGGGCACAUGCUCGAGUAUGCAGGCGCCGGGGGAUGGGCCGGUAAGCGCGUUGCCAUCUCGGGGUCGGGCAACGUUGCCCAGUACGCCGCAUUGAAAUGCAUCGAGCUCGGUGCCACCGUCGUUUCGCUCUCUGAUUCGAAGGGCUCGAUUGUCGCGGUUGGUGAUGGGCACGUCACGGCAGAGGAUGUUGAAGCCAUUGCCAACCUGAAGGUGAAGCGUCAGUCGCUUUCCACAUAUGCUAUCAGGGACGGUCUCAAGUACAUUGAGGGCGUGCGCCCGUGGAUGCAUGUUGGCAAGGUUGACAUCGCCUUGCCUUGUGCCACCCAGAACGAGGUUAGCAAGGAGGAAGCAGAGGCUCUGGUUGCCGGCGGCACCAAGUUCAUCGCUGAGGGCUCAAACAUGGGCUGCACGCUUGAGGCUAUCGAGGUCUUCGAGGGCAACCGCCGGGAGAAGAAGGGUGACGCCAUUUGGUACGCGCCUGGCAAGGCUGCCAACUGCGGUGGUGUGGCCGUAUCCGGCUUAGAGAUGGCCCAGAACAGCCAGCGUCUCGCUUGGACCAAGGAGGAGGUCGACGACAAGCUCAAGGACAUCAUGAAGAACGCCUUCCAACGCGGGCUCGACACGGCCAAGGAGUACGUCGAGACGGCCGAGGGCGAGCUCCCCAGCCUGGUUGCUGGCAGCAACAUUGCCGGCUUUGUCAAGGUUGCCCAGGCUAUGCACGAGCAGGGAGACUGGUGGACGAAGGAGUGAGGGUUUGGAACCGGUUACGCUGGGCGGUAAUGAGUCAAUGACUGGUCGAGGCGUGCCGGUCGCCUUGUUUUCUGGGCCACUGCCCGGCAUCAGGACUGGGGCUUUUUUCCGUCUUUGUCGUCCUUUUGCAGCGGGCGUUGGUGGUUCUGUGGCGCUGGAGUUGGAGGGCCGGAUUCAGUUACGAUGAUUCCCUGGGCUACCUGGUACUUCUCAUGGCGUGCUGCGGCUUCGUCUUUUUCCCUCUCUGAUUGGAGGCUCG
Canariomyces notabilis is the source of this 1718-nucleotide messenger RNA. Its product is annotated as NADP-specific glutamate dehydrogenase. Gene Ontology annotation, molecular function: L-glutamate dehydrogenase (NADP+) activity. Bases 95 to 1459 code for a protein of 454 amino acids. Lineage: Eukaryota; Fungi; Ascomycota; Sordariomycetes; Sordariales; Chaetomiaceae. The transcript has 5 exons. The record is from RefSeq and is a predicted model, not a curated record. Gene Ontology annotation, cellular component: cytosol.